UUUGUUGAUGUUUCAGACUUUCUUUAGAUGUAAACAUAGCUGCACAGUAGAAGAUUCAAUAAUGCCAGUGGUAAAACGGCUUGUAGAGCCAAUUCAUUGCAGCAGAACGCCUAUUCCAAAAGGUGUUAAAAAUGACUUGGAAGCAGUCUCAGUGAAUACCCUGAGUGGAAUAAUUUUACAAUUGAGCAGCUUAGCAAGACAUGCCGAAGGAAUAUUUGCUGAGCUGUUCAUUGAAGCAAACAGCAUUCAUCAAAGAACUGUCAGUGUACAACAGAGAAUUGAACAGCUGAGUAUCAAGGUGACUAAAUUGGAUUCUGCAGGGGAAGAAAUCUCGUUGCAAGAAAUCAACAUGCAAAAAGCUUUCAAAAUGACAAUCCACGCAGACCAGCAGGUGAUAUCAAGACAAACUAUGCCACAAGCAAUGAUGGACAGUUAUGCAAGAUGCGACCAGACGCCUGACCUAAAUAGGUUAACCAAAUUCCGACAUGAUGAUAAAGAAGCUUUGAAGUUUUACACAGAUCCUUCUUACUUUUUCGAGUUAUGGAAGGAGAAAAUGAGUGCAGAGUUCGAGAAGAGGAGAAAGAAAAGGAAACGUGAACACAGGGGUAAGAAACGUGAUAUAGUGAAGAAAGAAGUGAAAGGGGUGAAGAAAAAAGACGUGGCGAAGAAUAUUCCAGAUUGGGAGAUUCAAGGUGGGAAACAAGGCAAUGCUGUGGUUUCAGCUACACCGGAACCAGUCGAUACCACUCUCUCUCCUGCUCAUUCUGAUAAGUCGGAUACUUCUCAGAGAUCGUCCCAACUUCUGUCUCCACGACGUCAAUCAACCAAGCGAGCAUCAAAUGCAUCGUCUAUCGGUCGUCCAAGUACAGCUCCACCGCCACCACCACCUGAAGGUUCAAGGCAUAGUGUUAGUCCUGUUUCUCCUCCCCCUCCACCACCUCUACCUGGUCAAAACAGCAAGCCUAUGUCACCACCGCCUCCACCCCCGCCGUCGAUACAAUCUCCAGUAUCUCAAUUCCCACCUCCACCCCCAUAUGAAGUUCCCAGUCCAGCAGAUGCUUCACUGCCACCACCCCCUCCACCGCCCCCUCCAACUGUAGGUCCACCACCUCCUCCACCUCCGGGUGUUAUGCCGCCACCUCCACCUACGCCUACAGGUGGAGCGGGAGGAGCGGUAACAGGAAAUCUCUUGCAGAGCGUUGCUCUUCGUUCUGCUCCUGCUCCUGAACCGGUAGUCGAUCCUAGAAAUGAUUUGCUUUCUGCAAUUCGCCAUGGAAUGAAUUUACGCCAAACGCAACAAGUCACUAAGGAGGAGAGAAAGGAAAUAGGAAUGGGUAAUGAUGUUGCUUCCAUUUUGGCAAGACGUAUCGCUGUUGAGUUUAGCGAUAGUGAUGAUAGUGAUUUCAGUGAUGAUGGCGACUGGAGUGAUGAUUGAUAGGUCUUAUAGGAAAAUUUGAUUGUAUAAUUUUAAAUUUGUUUUGUUUCAAGGACAAACCAGUGAACUGGAUAAUUUUCAUAUUGUGAUAUACACUGUUUUGAAAAAAGACGCUUUUGCUUAAAAAUAUAUUCUAUAAAUAAUGUAAUUAAAUCGCGAAAUAACUUUUGCACCGAUAAGACAAAAACUUCAAUCAGUCAAAUUAAUUUUUUUUUUUUUUUUUUGAUAAAUACCACUUUACGCUAAAUUCAUAUCAAUUUCAUUUUAGUACUGGAAUUUUGUGCUUUUUGCUUCGAAAAUUUCAUUUGUCUCAUGUAGUCAAUACAAAACUUUUUUUAAGAACCUUAAAAAAACAAGCCUGCAUGAGAUUUUUUUUUCAAAAGCAAUGUCGACAUUUUUUGGUAUCACAGUUUAAUUUUCCUUUAUUUUUAUAUCUUGUUUUUUAUAGGUUUUUUGAUUUCAUUUAGUUAUGUCGUAAAAUAUUCUUGUUUCAAACAAAAAAUUUUACCUAGACUUUCUAAAUUUUUUUGUUACAAACUUAAAUUUACUUAAAUUUAUUUAUCCACUUUCUACUUCGGAAUUCUAACUUUACGUGUUUGAUUACUCGGUUAGUCUUGUCUGUCAAAUUAAAACUGUAUUUUGAUCCUUUUUUCAUCAGAAAAUCGCGCAUUUCGCGAAAAAGGUAAUUCACAAUUUUUAGGACAGCUAGGAAAUCACUUGAUGUUGUAGGAAGUCCAAUGUACUCUCAGAACAACCGAUCCAUCAUGUUUCAAAGUCACUAUGUUUUUAGAUAUAGUUCUUGCAAACUAAAAUCACCCACCUUGCGUUUGGCAGGGAUUAAAAGGGUUAAUUACGUUUGUCGUCGUGUGAAACUUACAUGACUUCUGGAGCAAGGAAAGUUUCAUUUAUCUGUUUUCACUUCAGGCUUGCUGUUGUUCGCAAAUUGAAGAAUUUAAGUCUCAGGGUUGCUCAUAAAAUGUUGCUUAUAUAAAAAAAGUUAUAUUUUUCUUGCACUUUUAAUACUUUUAAUAGGUUAAUAGGUUUAUUUCUAGCCUAUUAAUAAAGUGAUCCGAACUUGAUAAUCACCAUGACAAUGCAUGUAAACACAUCCAAAAUAACUUUCCCGUCAACGAUUUAUUUUAUAUAUGCGCAAUUAUGUAUUUUGUUUCUUUUGUGGUAGAACGUGUAUCUACGAAUAAACCUUGUAGCCAUUAGAUGACUAACCUUAAUUUGUCUUGUAACUAACAAGGAAAAUAAAUAGCGUAAUGGAAAGUAUACUAAA
Hydractinia symbiolongicarpus is the source of this 2717-nucleotide messenger RNA. Its product is annotated as actin-binding protein WASF3-like. The transcript is spliced from 3 exons. Bases 8 to 1435 code for a protein of 475 amino acids. The record is from RefSeq and is a predicted model, not a curated record. Gene Ontology annotation, biological process: positive regulation of Arp2/3 complex-mediated actin nucleation; actin cytoskeleton organization. Gene Ontology annotation, molecular function: actin binding; protein kinase A regulatory subunit binding; Arp2/3 complex binding. Gene Ontology annotation, cellular component: cytoskeleton; SCAR complex. NCBI's taxonomy places the organism in Eukaryota, Metazoa, Cnidaria, Hydrozoa, Anthoathecata, Hydractiniidae.